AUGCCUCCCCUCAAGUCAAAAGGCCAAACUGUGGACAAAAAACCGAAGGCCGAGGAGGUAAAACCAGAAACCAAACGGCAGAAAAACGAGAAGAACUCUGAAUCCAAGAACACCCAGCCGUCGCCUAAAGGGAGCAGCGAAAGCAGCGACGGGGAGGCGGAGGUGUCCGAUUCACUGAAGGACCUGAAGAGAGACACGGAGGGGCCGACAGCGGGAGAGGAGUCCGAUAAAGAGCCCUCGGAGAGAGCAGAGACGAGGAGCGCGACGGAGGAGGAACCAGACGAAGAGGACCAUGCAGAGGAGGUCCCAGAGUCCGAGGCGGCCCACAGCGACAGCAGCGAUGGAGGAGAGGAGGUAAGGAAGGAGCGCACGCCUGAAAGACAAACCACUGGUAGAGGCGUACGCGGUGGACGCAGACAGUCACCGCGGGCCACCGAACCUCCGCAGCGACAGAGAGGCAGGAUGUUUAAGAAAACAAAAGCAGAUAAGCAGGCGGAGAAGGCUGAGAGGGCCAGGGCCAAGGCGGAGACGCAGAGGGCUGAAAAGGAAGCCAAACAAAAGGCAAAGGAGGAGAAGAAGAAUAAAAAGAAGAAGAAGAAGCAGGGGGCCAGCGCGGAGCCGGAGAAGGUCGAGCCGCCGGAAGGUCCGAACAAAACUGAAAAAGCAAGGAGCAAAGCACAGCUCCUUCUCCUGGCCAACAAAACCAAGAACAUCAAACAGGUGACCGUUGCCUCAGACACUGAUCCCGAUGAGGAAGAAGAUGAUGAGGAGGAGGAGGAGGAGGCCACUCCGACCUUAUUGCCGGCCACCAAAAGCCGAAGCCAGCUGAUAAUUCUCAAAGCCAAAAGCACAAAACUCAAGACCAGCCUCCUGUCCAAAGCAGCAAAAGAGGGCCAAAAGGAGGCGGGCGACCCCUUGGUGAAUCCCAGCGAGGAAGCGUCAGAAGGUGAGUCCAACAAGGCCAAUGAACGCUUGCUGGCCCGAAAGAGAGGCGUGGCCACUCUCCGUCGAGUGUCCGGCUGGAUCAAUAAGAAAAUCCCCAAAAGCUUCACACUGAAGACAAAAAUGGUUCCUUGGUGCAAAGUCAUCAGCAUCUCCAACUGGAUCUCCCUUCGUGCCCUCAAACCGAAGGAUGGGACCAGAAAGUCAAAGGGCAACUUCCUCAAACACAGGAUGGCUAUGAGAAUGGCAAGUAAAACCAACCUGUCCAGUGUGAGGAGCAGGAGCGAUGGGAAGGACCGGCGGUGCACAGAGAAGGCCGUUCCUCAGGGACAGGUCGGGGAAGGAGGGGACGAGACGGUCCCUGUAGGGGACAAGGAGCUAGAGGCCAAGUACGCCGUGGUUCUCCCCAGGAUUAACAAACCUGGACUGGCCAAAGCGCUAACGGUGGCCUCCGCCCCUACAAACAGCACCCUGACUCCAGGUUCUGCCACGCCUUCAACCCCCAAACCUCCUAAGCCAGGAGCCCGCCUCGUGCUGCCUGUAAAACCAGACCUCAGCCUCUUGAAGUGCAUCAAGAAGCCCGUGUUAGGAGGCUCGACGGCCGGUGGCGAGUCCGUGGAAGGGGGCACCGUCUCGGGUGUCAGAGCGACCGCGGCUCCCUCAGUGCCCGAGGGAUCGUCUGACAUCCACGCGAGAAGCCGUCAGGCCCCCUUGGAAAAUCAAGACGGCGUCAGCGUGCUCCAGGCGGCUCGAGGGAAACUGGGAACCCGCAAUCUCAACCUGACCAAGACCUCCCUCUUGGGGGGGUCCUCUCCCGCCUCGGGACCGGCCCGGCCUCGGGGGCCCGACCCAGAGAGGGAGAUGCCGACCAGGGGGCCCAGGGCCACAGCUGAGGCGGUGGUUCAGAACGGAGGGACGGGGAGGAUGGGGGCGGGAGCCACCUAUGAGGAGGAGGCAGACCGGGAAGUGGCCCAGUUGAUGUGUGAUGACGAGGCCACGUAUGCCGCCGGCCAGCCGGAGAUCCACUGGGCUGGGUGCGCGCAGAUGACCGGAGACCCUCAGGACUGGCUGCGGGGGGAGAACCUUCUGCCCCAGCAGACCGUGGAGAAGCUGACCAGGCGGACGGUCUACGACGACGACGACCGCGGGCGGGGCCUAAAGGUGCCGGCACACAACGGCAGAGGCCCCUGGGAGUCGGAGGACCCCGCCCAGGACAUGCUGGAGAGCCGACUCAACAGCACCCAGGUGGUGAUGGCAGGCAGUGAACAAGCGGUAGAGGUGGAUGAGGUUGAGGAUCUCGCCCAGCUUGACGAAGUGUGUGAGAGCUCUGUGCUUCUGAACCUGAAGAAGAGGUUUCAUCGAGACUGCAUCUACACGUACAUCGGCGACAUGCUGAUCUCAGUGAACCCCUUCAGGCCUCUCCAUAUCUACACCGAGGACAGCCGUCUGCAGUACCAGGCCAAGGCGAAGCACCGCAACCCCCCUCAUGUGUACGCCAUAGCGGAGGCUGCCUUCACACACUCACAGAACACUGCCCAGGAGCAGUGCAUCGUCAUCAGUGGCCAGAGUGGAUCGGGGAAGACAGAAGCCACCAAGCUGAUAAUCCACUACCUGUGCUCCAUGUACCAAGGCAUGCAUGACAACCUCCGCCAGCCCACGGAGGUGCUUCCCAUCCUGGAAAGUUUUGGAAAUGCCAAGACCAUCCUGAACAACAACUCCAGCCGCUUUGGCAAGUACCUUCAUAUCCACAUCCUCCAAGGGGUUGUCGUAGGGACCUCGCUGUCCAAAUACCUCCUGGAGAAGUCCAGGGUGGUCUUUCAGGCGCGGGAGGAGAGGAACUUCCAUGUGUUCUAUGAGCUGCUUGCCGGCAUGAAUGACUGGGACAAACAGGAGGUAUACCUGCAGGGAGCAGAAACAUACUACUACCUCAACCAGGGGGGUGCGUGUGACCUGAGGGGGAAGCAGGACAAGCAGGACUUCCAGCUGCUGGUCCGCUGCUUCCAGACCAUCGGUCUCCACGGCGACCAGAUCUCCACCAUCUGGGCCAUCCUCUCCUCCAUCCUGCAGCUUGGCAACAUCUGCUUCAGCUCCUAUGAGAGCGACUCCUUCGAGGUGGCCCGUAUCUUCAGCGAGGCCGAGGCGCGGCGGGUGGGCUCCCUGCUGCAGAUCUCCUCCGAGGCCCUGCAGACCGUCAUCACACACCGGGUGACCGAGACUACCUAUGACCGGAUAUACUGCCCUCUGUCGGUGGAAAGUGCCAUAGAAUCCAGAGAUGCCAUUGCCAAGGCGCUGUAUUCCGUGCUCUUCGAUUGGUUGAUGGAGGAGAUCAACGAUUGGCUGAGCCCCAGUGAGAUGGACAGCAGUGUGGGCGUGGUGGACAUCUACGGGUUUGAGGAUCUGGGCGUGAACAGCUUCGAGCAGCUCUGCAUCAACUUCGCCAACGAGCAGCUGCAGCAUUUUGUGAACACCGCCGUGGUCGCUCAGGAGCAGGAGGAGUACAACUCGGAGCAGAUCCCCUGGUACCCCAUGCAGCUAAAGAACUCUCACUCCUGUCUGGAGCUCAUUUCCUCGCGGCCGCACGGCAUCCUACGCAUCCUGGACGACCAGACCAGCCUGCCCCAGGCGACAGACCACACCUUCCUGCAGAAGUGCCACUAUUACCAUGGCAACAGCCCGUACUACGCCAAGCCCAAGAUCCCUCUGCCGGUCUUCACCGUUUACCACUAUGCCGGCGCGGUCACCUACCAGGUCCAUAACUUCCUGAACAAGAACCACGACCAGUUCCGGACAGAGGUGGUAGAGCUGUUCGCCCGGAGCCGGCUCAAAACGGUCUCCGCGCUGUUCCGGAAGCUUCAGGACGGCUACGCGCAGCAGAGGGAGCUGGGCUGGAGGGGGAGGGGCCUCCGACAGCAGCCCGCCACCGUUGCCUCGCACUUCCUGCAGUCCCUGAGCGAGCUCACGACCCGUCUGGAGAGAUGUAAAACCACUUUCAUCCGUUGUUUCAAGCCAAACUAUGUCAAGCUGCCCGGUAUCUUCGACGUGGACUACAUGUCGGCCCAGCUGAGGCAUGCUGGGAUGCUGGAGACCAUCCACAUCAGGAAGGAGGGCUUCCCGGUCCGCAUCCCCUACGCCAGCUUCAUGGAGAGGUAUGGUGUGCUGUUGCCCGUGCGGACCGAGGGGGUGUCAGACCGGGACCAGACCGUCUCCGUCCUGGAGAUGUUUGAUGCCGAGGAAGGGCAGUAUGAGCUGGGGGUCACCAAGGUGUUCCUGAAGGAGCGUCUGCACCAGCAGGUGGAGGAGAAGUGGAGCAGCACCCAGACCUGGGCGGCUGUCACCAUCCAGAGGAACAUCCGCGGCUUCAUCUGCCGCAGGAACUUCCGCUUCUUCAAGCAGAAGGCCAUCGUCAUUCAGAGCCACAUCCGCGGUCACCAGGCCAGGAAGUACUACAAGAGACUGAAGCAGUCCUUCACCCAGUUCUGGGCCACCAUGCUUAUCACCAGGAACACUAUCAAGAGACGACACUGGAGGAAGAUAAACAAGGAGAAGAGCAGACUGAAAGAAGCCAGCAGGAAGAAGUCCAUACCUCCCGGGAUGGACGUGGGAAUGUUGGAGAUCCCGGCGGAGCUGUCGGCGAGGCUACGCGGGGCAGCCGGUCAGCAGCACGCGUCCAACGUGACGGAGGUGGCGCCCCCACUGGUGAAGGCCGAGAACAGACUGACGCUCCCGGCUGACGUGGACAGCUACCCGUUCUCCCGCUACGCCCUCUCCGCGCUCCAGGACACAUGGAGCCAGCCUCACGGUUACCCCUUGCACCGACCCCUCACCAGCCUGGACCCCGACGACGCCCACACAGCCCUGGAGCUCCACAAGCUGAUCAUGCGCUUCACCGGCGAGUCGGAGCUCAGCGGCUGGCAGGAGCAGCUGCUGGGGAACUACAUCGUGGAGAAGGCCCAGGCCCGGCCGGCCCUCCGGGACGAGGUGCUGGCCCAGCUGGUCCACCACACCUGGGGAGAGGAGGGGCAGGCGGGGGCGCUGAGGGGCUGGCUGAUGCUGGCCUGCUGCCUCAGCGCCUUCGCACCCUCGCCGGCCAUGGACAAGCCCCUGCUCAAGUACGUGUCGGACCGCGGGCCGGGGGAGUACCGGGCCCUGUGCCAACACAAGCUGCUGAGCUACCUGCAGCUGCCCAGCCCCGCCCCGCGCCUCCAGCCCCCCACCCAGCUGGAGUGGACCGCCAACCAGAGGAAGGGCAAGAUGGUGCUGGACGUGGAGACCUUCAACGAUGAGAAGUUGACCUCAGAGGUGGAUUCCUGGACGACUGGAGAACAGCUGGCCUCCUGGCUCCUCUUGUACAGAGGCGUGCCUGAAGCCCCCCUGGGCUGGUCUGUGUCUCUGCUGAACGACGACGGCUGGUCGGACCUGGCCGGCUGCGACUUCGUCAUGGACCUCCUGUCCCAGGCGGAGGAGGACGCGUCGCCGCUCGGAGACUACAGCUACAGAGGAGGAGGAGGGGGAGGAGGAGGAGGAGGAGGAGGAAGGAUGGAGUUCACCGACCAGGAGAGCUACAUCCCCGCGGCCCCCGCCAUGCAGGCCCCCCGCCUGCCCAUGUCCGGUGACGCGUGGAGCCGAGAGCAACCGGGUGCGGCACGUGUUCGCCAAAUGGACGACUAUGUGGAUGACCUGUUUGACUCUGUUCUGGAACCAGGAACCCCAGACAAUGAGAGGGUGGCCAUGUUGAACCGAAGGAUGAGAGGAGCUGGAGGAAUCGGACCAAUGCAUGGGAUGUAUGGAGCUGGUAUGCCUAUGACAAUGCCAGGCUAUCCCGCUGGGAUGCCAGUCAACCCAGCCAUGCAGGGCUACGGUGGAAUGCCUAUGAUGCCAUCCAUGCCAUCCAUGCCAUCCAUGAUGAUGCCCCAGAUGGCAAUGCCUGCACCUCUGAUGCAGAUGGAUCCAGCCCAACAAGCUCUCAUCAACCAGCAGGCCUUGCUCAUGGCCCAGCAGAUGACCACGCAGGCCAUGUCUCUCUCCGCGCAGCAGCAGCAGGCCCAGCAGCCCAAGGUUAAGCCCAUAGCGGAGCGGUUCUCCAGGGACCGAGAGAGCGAGAGAGACAGGGACCGGGAGAGGGAGAGGGAGAGGGAGAGGGAGAGGGAGAGGGAGCGGGAGAGGGAGAGGGACAGGGACAGGGAGAGGGAGAGGGAGAGGAGGAAGGCACGUAGCCCCUCGACCUCCCCUCCCCGCCCCGUGUCCCGGCCCAAGGUGUCCCCAUCCAAGCACACCCCGAAAACCAAAAUCCGUGAGCCUCAGCCGGAGAAACACGUGGACGACUCUGAUCCGGAAGAUCCAGAAAACUUUAGAGACAAGAUGAAUUACUUCCAGAAGAAAGGCACUGAGCCCUCAGCCAAAGCCCCGCCCUCUAAGCCUGCUCACUCCCCAGCAAGAAAACCCUGGAAACCGCCGGCCUCUUCCCCUCCAGCCCCCGCCUCCCCACCACCAUCCCCAAAGCCCCCGGCCCUGCGCCACCACUCCCCCCCGCCCCAGCGACGCCCCUCGGUGGUCCCCUCGUCCCCCCAGACCGAGCCCACCACCAGCAUCCGGGACAUCAUCAAGAUGUACAACAGCCGCCCCGCGCCCGAGCCCAAGCCCUUUGAGCCCGUCAGGGUGCCUGGCCGCCAUUUUGUCAAGAAGAACGACCCCAAGGAGGAAGCACUGGCCAUUCUCAAAAGUAAAGGACCUCCACCAAAGAAACAUUGGCACCCGCCCCCUCCCCCGCCCAAGGCCCCGCCCUCCCCCACGGCCCCCCGCUCCAUCUCCAACAGCAUGCGGGAGAAGCAGGGCUUCCUGGCCAACCUGUUCGCCAACAAGCUCGCCCAGAACCCCCCCCCGGCGCCACCGGAGCCUCCUCAAAACAGCUGGAGUCCGCCCCCCUCCCCGCCGCCGUUCAUCCCAGAAGCGCCCUCCAUGGCGGCCCCCUCUCUAAAUUCGAUGCCUGAUGACAGCGGCAUCCGCACACAGCUCCAUCGCUUCAGCGCCAGCGUCUGCUUCUCCUACUCCGCCAUGAUGGGGAAGCUGUUCAUACGCAAGGAGGUGUUCUAUCCCAGAGAGAAGUUCAACCAGCAGUACGUCCUCAACCUGCUCUGUGAACAGAUCAUGCGGGACACGUAUUCAGACAGCUGCAUAAGGAUCAGCCGAGAGGAGCGCAGGAAGAUGAAGGACCUUCUCGGGAGUUUCCACGUCGGCACCAGCAUCAGCAGCAUCCAGGACGACAGCAUGAAGAAGAGGAUCGUCAUCGCAGCCCGCGACAACUGGGAGAACUACUUCACCCGCCUCUUCCCUGUAGAGGCCGGCAGCGGGGACACCCAGGUGCUGGGGGUCUGCCACCGGGGGGUCCGCCUGCUGAAGGUGGUCAAGGCCUCAGGGAUCAACCCUAAACACCUGCAUCUGCUACGGAGCUACAGUUUUGCCGAGAUGCUGUCUGUAGGGCUGAGCCAGAGCAACACGGUGGAGCUGGAGGUGAAGAACGAGACCAUCCAGCUGCAAUCACCAAAAGCCCCGCAGAUAGUCAGCAUGAUGCAACUCUUCCUCAGGGAGCUGAUCAAGGACUCGAACCAUGUGAUCGCCUGGAAGAGCUACAUCACAGACGACAAGAGUCUCCUCAGCUUCUCCAGAGGGGACAUCAUCCAGCUGCUGCCAAUGGAGAGGCUGCAGACAGGCUGGCGCUUCGGCACCUUUCGGGGCCGGUCCGGGCUCUUCCCCGACGAGCUCACCCAGCCGUCCGCCGCCCCGGACUACCACCACGUCCACCUGGAGCGCCGGGUGGAGAGGAGCAAGAGCAUGAGGGCGCCCGCCGGAGCCCACGGUCAGCGGCCCCGCAGAGAGGGCUCCGUCCAGGGCUCCGUCCAGGGCUCCGUCCAGGGCUCCGUCCAGGGCUCUGAGAUGGAGCUGGUUCAGCACGGCCUCAUUGGGUUCGCCACUAGGUUCUUCAGGGUGGACACCGACGGCCUGCCAAAGACGGGGCGCGACUUCGCAGACAUUGUUCAACAUUCAGAGAAGCCCAUACAGCAGUCCCUCAUCUUCUACAAUGACCCUGAGAACAACAGCAAGGCGGUUCUGUGUUUCACCAACGUGAUGCAGUUCAUGGGAGAUAUGGCGCUGAAGAAGAAAGGAACUAAGGCGGACUGCCUCACUCACAUCCUAUCGCUCGGAAAUGAGAAAGAGUCGUUGAGAGAUGAGAUCUACUGUCAAGUCAUGAAGCAGAGCACGGGAAACCCCCAACAAGAGAGUUGCAUGCUGGGAUGGCAUCUGCUCCAACUGGUGACUGGUUUCUUCCCCUGUUCCACUACCCUGCAGCCGUACCUCAACCAGCACCUCCAACACAUCACUCAGGACCCCUCCCACGCCUACCACGAGCUCGCCAUCAUCUGUCAAAACAACCUGCUCCAGUCUCUGAGCUACGGCGGCCGCCGCAACAUCCCCUCACGUGUGGAGAUUGAGGCCACCCUGGCCGGUAAAACCACCAGAAGAGUUCCUCUGCAUCUGCCGGGAGGGGUGGAGUUCCCUCUGACCAUACGCAACUUCGGCGUGGUGGAGGAGAUGGUGGCAGGGUUCUGUGCGGAGAUAGAUGUGGUGAAUCCAGCCGAGCUCCGAGAGUUUGUCGUCCACGUUAACCGCGUCAAUGGUGGUGUGCUGCGAACCCUCAACGUGGCAGAGUACCCCUUUGACUUCCUGUUGGACGACAACUCCGUCUUCCUGUCGCUGCGGCGCGUCCUCUGGGAGACCCCGAUGAACUUCAACAACGCCCUGUAUGUGGAGUUCCACUACCAGCAGUUACGUGGGGACUUCCUGGACGGCAGUCUGAUACUGCCCUAUGACAGCGCCUUCAUGGUCCAGCAGCUGGCUGAGCUGUCGGCCCUGGAGCGAUCGGUGCAGGGUCUCCCCGGCCCGCCUUCACUGCAAGAGCUGAAGGCGCACCUCCCAAAAGACGACUUUGUCGCCAGCAACCUCAAGGAGAUCCACGCUCUCUCCCCGAACCAGAUGGCUGCCGUGGCAACGCUUGGUCCUGAAGUCGCCAAGAUGCGAUUCAUUGAUCUCCUGAGCACCAUGCCUCUGUUUGGCUCCAACUCCUUCCGGGCCGUGAAGGUCAGCAAUCGCAGCUGCCCCUCCCCCUGCCUGGUGGUUGUCAACAAGGAGGAGGUGGCAUUCGUGCACCCCAAAACACAGGUGCGGAGCUUCGCCGUCGCACUAGCAGACGUGCAGUCCAUGCGAACGAUCCGGGCGAAGAAGCACGACAAGAUCCUAGUGGUGGAGAUAAACUACGUCUACCCAGGGGGGCAGCCCGAGAAAAUCACCAUCCACCUCCAGCAGGCCAAGGAGCUGUGCCAUAUACUCGCUGCAAUCAUUGAAGAAUAUGUGCGGCCAUCUUCCAACGUUUAGCUCUAUACACCACCUGAGACCGGAGACAGCAGAAACAGCAGUUGUCACGAAUUCCAUCGGUACUUUGAAGAACAUGACAUGAGUCUGUCAACUUUAGUUAUGAAUGGCCAGCUGUUUAUUCUUUGAGACAUGCAUCAUUUGUUUAUCUCAUUCAAUUGCAUCCAAAUGGUAUACAUGGGUUCUCGCAGAUUUUAAUAAGUUAUUUAAAACGUUAUU
Molecule: messenger RNA, 9585 nt
Organism: Gadus morhua (Atlantic cod)
Lineage: Eukaryota; Metazoa; Chordata; Actinopteri; Gadiformes; Gadidae
Gene: myo15b
Product: myosin XVB
Exons: 67
Coding region: 1-9369 (3122 amino acids)
Cellular component (GO): myosin complex; cytoskeleton
Molecular function (GO): protein binding; cytoskeletal motor activity; ATP binding
Source: RefSeq, a predicted model, not a curated record